UUUAUUUUUUGUCAUGGAGUAUGUUGUGACGGAUUCGGGACCUCUCACCCACGGACUGCCCGUCCAGAGCGACGAUGCAGCCGCCAAACAGCCUGCUAACAAAGCGGUAAAGACUUCCAUGCUGGAUGAGGAAAUACGGGCUCGCAUCCUUGCCGCCAAACAGCGUGCCCGCACGUCGCAGAGCAGCCGAAGUCGCGCGGGACAGAAGGUCUUCAGACCGCAGGGGUGGCUGAGGCCCUCGUACAAGAACAAACCGCUGAACCUGGAGAGGAGAGGGUACGAAGUGUGCCGGAAGGACGUCGUACCUGUGGUGGACACAGCCAUACAGGACUGCCGAUAUCUCAGGAUCUACAGGAUGCGGAGGACCAUAGGCAUGGGUCUGGAGGAAGUGCUGCACGAUGGUCACAACAACGUGGAGAGGAGACUGCGGGACCGGGAGGACCAGGCCCGGCGGGAGAGGGAGUGGACUCCCGCCGCCAGAGGCUUCUACAGCGACGACGAUGACGAGUUGGAGACGCUUGACGAAGAAGAGGAGCUGAGCGAUCACGAAGAAAUGAGCGACACUAACAGCCUUGCCUCUUAAUUCAGUGUUCGCUCAAAAUCACUUAGCCUGCAGAUGACAGGACUAAGCUGAUUUUACAUUGAGAUCACGAUACAAAAGAAGCGCAGAAGAUUUACGUUACUUGUAACUUUGCUUUAUGCGAAGUACACUAUUGGUCUAAACAUCAGGAAAAGCAUUGGUUAAAUCAUCACAGUGUUAAAGGUUUUCGCCAUCAUCAUGAAAAAUUAAUUGUUUGAUGUGCGUGUGUGUGUGUGUCUAUUUGUCCGUUUGUAUUUCUUUGUGGUCAUAGCUUAAGACAGUUGGAUGGAUUGUGAUGAUAUCUGACAGGAAAGGUCAGACAAAGGUCAAGGUCAAAUAUGGGCCUCUUCAUGGCUAUCAUAAAGUAUAUUGCAACAGAGCUUUCGGGUUUUGUAUCUUUCUUUUUUCUUUAUUUAUUGUCUUGGCUGAUCAGCACUCGCAGCCAGGGCUGCCCAACUAGCCUGUGGCUAUUACAAAGGGCUAGCCCUGCUGACAAAACAGAGGCAAUACAAUGGAAUUUGACAAGGA
Branchiostoma floridae (Florida lancelet) is the source of this 1108-nucleotide messenger RNA. RefSeq lists its product as uncharacterized. The coding region runs from base 14 to 583 and encodes 189 amino acids. The transcript has 2 exons. The record is from RefSeq and is a predicted model, not a curated record. Lineage: Eukaryota; Metazoa; Chordata; Leptocardii; Amphioxiformes; Branchiostomatidae.